Molecule: messenger RNA, 931 nt
Organism: Cannabis sativa
Lineage: Eukaryota; Viridiplantae; Streptophyta; Magnoliopsida; Rosales; Cannabaceae
Product: photosynthetic NDH subunit of subcomplex B 5, chloroplastic
Exons: 5
Coding region: 77-712 (211 amino acids)
Biological process (GO): response to oxidative stress
Cellular component (GO): chloroplast
Source: RefSeq, a predicted model, not a curated record
CAGGUAAACGAACCCAUCUUACCGUUAAAGAAAGGGAGAUAGAAGAGAGCACAAUAGAACUGGUGUGGAUAGGAAAAUGGCGGCACAGUCUUGCUCAAUUCCCCUCCUCUCAUCUCCUACCUUACCCAAAUUUAGCCCUUAUUCUUCAGAAGCUUCAACUAGGGUUUCGAUUCCUUCCAGAAAGUUCUUAUCAUCGUCAUGGAGAUUGAAUGCGACGGGUUUUUCUGAAAUUGAACCUGAUCUCAACGAAGAUCCAGUCGAUCGUUGGGCCACCAACAGUGUCAGCGCGGAAGAUUUUGUGUAUGGGGUUUACGAUGGGCACCAUACUUUCCAUGAAGGCGAGGACAACAAAGGAACUUUUUGGGAAGCACUAUCAUCAGAAAUCGCUUCAGUAGACCCACCAACUGGUUUCCAAGGGCUUAUUUCAUGGUUGUUUCUUCCAGCAGUCGCAGCUGGGAUGUACUUCAAUGCUCCUGGAGAGUACGUGUUCAUUGGAGCAGGUUUGUUUACAGUGGUGUUUUGCAUCAUUGAGAUGGAUAAACCAGAUAAACCCCACCACUUUGAGCCCCAAAUUUACAAUAUGGAAAGAGGAGCUCGUGACAAGUUAAUUUCUGACUACAAUACAAUGGACAUUUGGGAUUUCAAUGAGAAAUAUGGAGACCUUUGGGAUUUCACCAUCAAGAAGGAUAGUACAACAAUAAAAAAUAGAUGAGAUCCAUCUAUUCUAAUGAAUAUUCUUAGCCACCAAAAACAUGAAAGGUAUACAUAAUUUGUCUCUCUUCCUUUUCUGCUGCUUCUCUGUCCAUUCUUUCUCCUUUUUUUUUUUUACUAUUAUUUUUUCAGCUACCUUAUAAUGAGCUGUUUUGUUUAUAGAUACGACCGAGUAGUUGUAAAUUUUCUAAGUAUUAAUGGCAUGUAGUGUUACAACAAA